Manis pentadactyla (Chinese pangolin) is the source of this 4940-nucleotide messenger RNA. RefSeq names its product pre-mRNA processing factor 4B (gene PRP4K). Gene Ontology annotation, biological process: mRNA cis splicing, via spliceosome; peptidyl-serine phosphorylation; peptidyl-threonine phosphorylation. The coding region runs from base 431 to 3646 and encodes 1071 amino acids. The record is from RefSeq and is a predicted model, not a curated record. Gene Ontology annotation, molecular function: protein serine/threonine kinase activity; ATP binding. The transcript is spliced from 16 exons. Lineage: Eukaryota; Metazoa; Chordata; Mammalia; Pholidota; Manidae.
CUUUCCGCAAACUUCCCCUUCAUGACACUUCAAACUGAGUUACCAGAAGUAAAAAGGCAUUAUUCGACUUUCAAAGGAACCCAGAAGCAAAAUUAAUCACCUUAUUUGCCCCAGUUUGAGGAUUUAAUUUAACUUCUGGGCCCCACAGUGAAACUAGUUAUCGAGACCUCACACACUAUACCAAUACCCAAAUGUUUGCUCCCGUCUCCAGCACAUGCCGAGAACCAUGUUUGGUUCUUGAGUGGCACACAAGCUCCAGUCUCUUCGCCCUUAAACCCAGAUCACGCAGGAACCACCUACAGCUCUUCACACCCUUCCCAAUCGCCGUCCCGGAAGUUGCGUCACGGCGCUCGUGCGCCCUGUCCCCGGAUGCACUUUUACAUCCGGAUUCUUAGUGCGGACUCAGAGCUCCACGGUUCCCUGUUAGCACAUGCGCGACGGCUCCGCUCGCUCUUUCUCCACUUCCACCAGCCUUCACUGUCCGGGCAUCCUCCGCCGCCACCGCCGCCGAGAAGUCAGGAAGUUCAAGAUGGCCGCCGCGGACGCCCAGCCGCUGCGGGAGCAGCCAGAGGUGGAAGAUGCUGAUAAUUCUGAAAAGAGUGUAAAUGAAGAAAAUGGAGAAGUAUCAGAAGACCAGUCUCAAAAUAAGCACAGUCGUCACAAAAAAAAGAAGCAUAAGCAUAGAAGUAAACAUAAGAAACAUAAACAUUCCUCAGAAGAAGACAAGGAUAAAAAACAUAAACAUAAGCAUAAGCAUAAGAAACAUAAAAGAAAAGAAGUUAUUGAUGCUUCUGAUAAAGAAGGUAUGUCUCCAGCAAAAAGAACUAAACUUGAUGAUUUAGCUUUGCUGGAAGACUUGGAAAAACAGAGAGCCUUGAUUAAAGCUGAACUUGACAAUGAGUUAAUGGAAGGAAAGGUCCAAUCUGGGAUGGGGCUCAUAUUACAAGGUUAUGAGUCUGGCUCUGAAGAAGAGGGGGAGAUUCAUGAAAAGGCAAGAAAUGGAAAUAGGUCUAGUACUAGAUCUUCAAGUACAAAGGGGAAACUUGAACUUAUGGAGAAUAAAAAUAGUACAAAAAAGCGCAGUAAAAGCAGAUCCAAAGAACGGACUAGACACAGGUCUGAUAAAAAGAAAAGUAAGGGAGGUGUUGAAAUAGUGAAAGAGAAGACAACUAGAAGCAAGUCAAAGGAGAGGAAAAAGUCCAAAAGUCCAUCCAAAAGAAGUAAGUCUCAAGAUCAAACAAGAAAAUCAAAAUCUCCUACCCUGAGAAGACGAUCUCAAGAGAAAAUUGGGAAAGCCAGGUCUCCUACUGAUGAUAAGGUUAAAGUUGAAGAUAAAAGCAAGUCAAAAGAUAGAAAAAAAAGCCCAGUUAUAAAUGAAAGUAGAAGUCGUGAUAGAGGCAAAAAAUCCAGAUCCCCAAUUGACUUGAGAGGUAAAUCUAAAGACAGAAGGUCACGGUCCAAAGACAGAAAAUCAAAACGGUCUGAAACUGAUAAAGAAAAGAAGCCAAUUAAAUCUCCCUCUAAAGAUGCUUCCUCUGGGAAAGAAAAUAGGUCACCCAGUAGAAGACCUGGUCGUAGUCCUAAAAGAAGAAGUGUGUCUCCGAAACAACGUGAUAAAUCAAGAAGAAGUAGAUCUCCAUUUAUAAAUGACAGAAGGUCUAAGCAGAGCAAAUCACCUUCUCGGACUCUGUCUCCUGGUAGAAGAGCCAAGAGCCGAUCUUUGGAAAGAAAGCGAAGAGAACCAGAAAGAAGACGACUUUCUUCUCCAAGAACACGACCUCGAGAUGAUAUUCUCAGUAGACGCGAAAGAUCAAAAGAUGCCAGUCCAAUCAGCCGGUGGUCUCCAACCCGAAGAAGAGUGAGUAGAUCUCCCAUUAGGAGGAGAUCUCGUUCCCCACUCAGACGUAGCAGGUCUCCCAGAAGAAGAAGCAGGUCUCCUCGGAGAAGGGACAGAGGUCGGAGGAGCAGAUCACGCUUAAGAAGGCGGUCUCGAUCACGGGGUGGUCGUAGACGUAGGAGCAGAAGCAAAGUAAAGGAAGAUAAAUUUAAAGGAAGUCUUUCUGAAGGAAUGAAAGUUGAGCAAGAAUCUUCUUCUGAUGAUAACCUUGAAGACUUUGAUGUAGAGGAAGAGGAUGAAGAAGCCCUAAUAGAACAGAGAAGAAUACAAAGGCAGGCAAUUGUUCAGAAAUAUAAAUAUCUUGCUGAAGAUAGCAAUAUGUCUGUGCCGUCUGAACCAAGCAGCCCCCAGAGCAGUACUUGUACACGGUCACCUUCUCCAGAUGACAUUCUAGAAAGGGUAGCUGCUGAUGUUAAAGAGUAUGAACGGGAAAAUGUUGAUACAUUUGAGGCCUCAGUAAAAGCCAAGCAUAAUCUCAUGACAGUUGAACAGAAUAAUGGUUCAUCUCAGAAGAAGCUGUUGGCACCUGAUAUGUUUACAGAAUCUGAUGAUAUGUUUGCUGCAUAUUUUGAUAGUGCUCGUCUUCGAGCUGCUGGCAUUGGAAAAGAUUUCAAGGAAAAUCCCAACCUCAGGGAUAACUGGACUGAUGCAGAGGGCUAUUACCGUGUGAACAUAGGUGAAGUCCUCGACAAGCGUUACAAUGUAUAUGGCUACACUGGUCAAGGUGUGUUCAGUAAUGUUGUACGAGCCAGAGAUAAUGCACGAGCUAACCAAGAAGUAGCUGUGAAGAUCAUCAGAAACAAUGAGCUCAUGCAAAAAACUGGUUUAAAGGAGCUAGAAUUCUUGAAAAAACUUAACGAUGCUGAUCCUGAUGACAAAUUUCAUUGUUUGCGACUUUUCCGACACUUUUAUCACAAACAGCACCUUUGUCUUGUAUUUGAGCCUCUAAGUAUGAAUUUACGAGAGGUGUUAAAAAAAUAUGGUAAGGAUGUUGGUCUCCAUAUUAAAGCUGUCAGGUCCUAUAGUCAGCAGUUGUUCUUGGCAUUGAAACUCCUUAAAAGGUGCAAUAUCCUGCAUGCAGAUAUCAAGCCAGACAAUAUCCUGGUUAACGAAUCAAAAACUAUUUUAAAGCUCUGCGAUUUUGGUUCGGCUUCACAUGUUGCGGAUAAUGAUAUAACACCUUAUCUUGUCAGUAGAUUUUAUCGUGCUCCUGAGAUCAUUAUAGGUAAAAGUUAUGACUAUGGCAUAGAUAUGUGGUCAGUAGGUUGUACCUUAUAUGAACUCUAUACUGGAAAAAUUUUAUUUCCUGGCAAAACCAAUAACCAUAUGUUGAAGCUCGCCAUGGAUCUCAAAGGAAAGAUGCCAAAUAAGAGAAGCAGCAAUACUCUUGGGAGCAGAGCCUUACUGGUAACAGCACCAAAUAUGCUCGAGAGCUGGAAUGAGAAAGAUGAAGGUCAGAUGAUUCGGAAAGGUGUAUUCAAAGACCAACAUUUUGAUCAAAACCUCAACUUCAUGUAUAUAGAAGUUGAUAAAGUAACAGAGAGGGAGAAAGUUACUGUCAUGAGUACCAUUAAUCCAACUAAGGACCUGUUGGCUGACUUGAUUGGGUGCCAGCGACUUCCUGAAGACCAACGAAAAAAAGUGCACCAGCUAAAGGACUUGUUGGACCAGAUCCUAAUGUUGGACCCAGCUAAACGGAUUAGCAUCAACCAGGCCCUGCAGCAUGCCUUCAUCCAGGAAAAAAUUUAAACGAGAUGAAGAAGCGCCAAGGGUUUGAGUAAUUAAAUACAAAGACUGAAGAAAUUUCACAGCAGUUUAUUAAUGUAUAUAAACUUAUAAAUAUUUCUCCAGCAAAUUUGAGGAAGCAUGAUAUAUUUGAAUUAACACCAAGGGUGAUAAUUUCUUUUAGAAAUGUUAGUUAAUCUGUUUUGUGUCUUAUGUGAAAUUUCACUGUAGAACUGUUUUAAUUGCCAAGACUGCACAGAAUUACAGUGCUAAUGUAAAUGAUUGCAGUUCACAUAAAAGACAAAAGCAUCUGUUAUAAAGUAGUAAUGCUGGGUGGUUGAUUUAUUUUUAGCAAACUUGGCUUCAUUUUGGUCUUCAGAUAAAAUGGCCAGCAUAAAUGCUGUUUAUAUUCACAUUUUCCUAGGUGUGUGUGUGCAGGCCACAGCAGCAUGCCCUUGGUGUAGUCAGUGCCGAAAGGGGUCUGUUCCUUCUUGAGCCUGCCUGCAGGGAUGGUCUCCUCUUUUAAAGCAGGUUGUGUACAACAUUCAGUACACUGAAGGUAAGCUAAACCAUCAACAUCACUAGUGUUUUAAGAUGUUACUUUAUUGGAACAAUUGACAAAUGAGGGAUAUUAGCUUUGUGGCAGAAUUUCCUGCAUGUGUGAUAGCUGAUCUUGUAUUUUUUGGCAUUGCAACUGUGGCAUAGUUACAAUUUCUGUUCUGUUUAUCACAUUUAAAAUUUGAAGAGUAUGCGCUUGAUGGAUAGAGCGCCUUCAGUGUACUGUUUCUUAUUAACUUUGAUUUUUUUAAAUCAACUUGCUAUAGACUUUAUAUACAUUUUGUUAAAUACAGUUCUUAGUGACAGAAACAAUGCGUAGUUUUCAUUUACUAAUUAUAAAUGUUGAGGCCUAAUUCUGAAAGUCCUCAUAUUUAAAAGUUAGAUAGACAAACAUAAUGAAAUUUUUAACUAUUUGUAUGUCAUUUUGAAAGUGUACUGCUUUAUGGUAAAAGUGUUUUUCAUUUGUUCAUUGUUUUCAUUAUUUGUGAUCAUGUUGUCUUUCAAUACAGGCAUAAACCUUCCACUCUUGAACAAAGCAGCUGCUUUUUAAAAGCGGUAAUUGCUUCUUUACCUUUUAUUUCUUUUGUAAAUGAAGCUUUUCUUUAAGAAUGUGACUUUAAAGUGUUGUCUAUUGCAUAAAACAGUUGACACUCACUUAUUGUAAAGUAAAGAUUGUUCUGCUGCAUGUGAAGUGGACCAUGCAGAUUUCUGUAUGUUCUCAGUAUGCAUCACUAGGUAAUAAAGUCUUUUGUGAACAAGG